AACUUCUAAUGAAAAAAUAAUGGAUACCAAAGAAUCUCAAAAAAAUAAUUUUUCAUCAAUAUUAAGUAGAUUUCAUGCUGGUUAUUUUAGAAUAAGCCUUUCUUUAUGUAGCCAAGCGUUACUAUGGAAAACGUUAAGUGAUCCAUCGGACGAUAUUCAUAAAAUUCGAAAUAUUUUUCGUAUGCUUCCUUCUGCAGCUUUCAUUCUUCUAUGGUCUUUAGCUUUAUUCUCAUUAAUUUCACUCUCUUUACUAUAUCUUCUUCGCAUUUUCUUUCAUUUUGACAUGGUUAAACGCGAAUUCUUGCACCACGUUGGUGUAAAUUACCUUUACGCCCCUUGGAUAUCGUGGCUUAUGUUGCUACAAGCAACUCCAUUCUUCAAACAUGAAGGGGUUUGUUUUUUUAUACUUUGGUGGAUAUUCAUCGUACCAAUAUUAGCAUUAGAUAUUAAGAUAUAUGGACAAUGGAUUACAAAGGGCAAGCGUUUUCUAUCAGGAGUCGCGAACCCUACUAGUCAAUUAUCGGUUAUUGGUAAUUUGGUUGGAGCAAGGGCAGCUGCUGAAAUGGGAUGGAAUGAGAGUGCAUUAUUGUUGUUUGCAGUUGGAAUGUCACAUUAUUUAGUGUUAUUUGUAACACUUUAUCAAAGGUUACCAGGAAGUAGUUCAAUUCCAGCUAUGUUAAGGCCAGUAUUCUUCUUGUUUUUAGCUGCUCCUAGCAUGGCUAGCUUGGCAUGGAAUUCUAUUCAUGGAAAAUUUGAUUCUUCAUCCAAGAUGCUAUUCUUCCUCUCCAUUUUCCUCUUCCUCUCACUGGUAUCAAGACCAGCCUUAUUUAAGAGAUCAAUGAGGAAAUUUAAUGUAUCAUGGUGGGCAUAUUCUUUUCCUUUAACAGUUAUGGCUAUGGCAUCAACAAAAUAUGCUCAAGAAAUGAAGAAUACUGCUUCACACAUAUUAAUGUUGCUUUUAUCUGCACUAUCAGUCAUAGUAUCACUUGUCUUAAUGAUUUUUACUGCCUUAAAUUCCACUUCACUUUUACCUUGUGAUGCUGAUGAAUCAAUGCACUGCAUUAGUAUUAAUCAACGUACAUCAAUUGUAUAAUUGUAGUAAUUAUUUCAUUUAUUUAUUUAUUUUUCAAAUAAUUAGAACAACGUACCUAUGUAAUUAGUAAAUGAGUUGUACUAGUUAGGCUGUCGAUGAUUUUUGUAUGUAUUUGUGAUAAUCAAAGAUGGAAAUAAUACCUAAACUCUUUUAA
Messenger RNA from Solanum pennellii, 1247 nucleotides. RefSeq names its product S-type anion channel SLAH1-like. The transcript is spliced from 2 exons. Gene Ontology annotation, molecular function: voltage-gated monoatomic anion channel activity. Lineage: Eukaryota; Viridiplantae; Streptophyta; Magnoliopsida; Solanales; Solanaceae. Bases 20 to 1093 code for a protein of 357 amino acids. Gene Ontology annotation, cellular component: membrane. The record is from RefSeq and is a predicted model, not a curated record. Gene Ontology annotation, biological process: intracellular monoatomic ion homeostasis; transmembrane transport.